CGAGAGUCGGAACUGCGAUUGCCAUGGCGACCGCGACGCGCGUGGAGCUCCGGCGGUUGGCGCAGGAGGCCGCGGCCCUGGCCGGCGUCGUCCGCGGCUCCCUGGGACCUCGCGGCGGCCAAGUGCUGCUUACGCGCCCCACGGGGGAGGUGCUGCUAUCGCGCGACGGGCGGCGGGUGCUGGAGGCGCUGAAUGCGGACUCGCCCACGGCCAGAAUGAUGAUAGCAUGUAUUUCCACACACUGCAAUCUGAUUGGAGAUGGUGCUAAAACAUUCAUCAUUCUGCUCUCCGCUUUCCUGCAAGGACUUGAAGAGCUUAUUGAAAGAGAUGGUGCUCCCUUUUGCAAGAAUGUUCAAGGAAGAGAGAAACAUAAGGGAAAGUGUUAUGGAUUGAACCAAGUCUCCCGGUUUCUUAUGGUGCUCCAUACCCACAUCCUCGACCGCAUAGUGAUACAGGACCUAGAAAAACAUUUUCUGUCAGUCUUUUCUGCUGAUGAUGCAGACCUAAAGAGAAGUGCAGUGGAGUCAGUAUUAGAAGCUUAUUUUUGUGGUAAAGUAGUCAAUGAGCAACAAAAGUUUAUUUCCCAGUUAAGCUGUGAUUUCUACUAUAAAGCCACCAGUGGUAAAAAUGCAACUGAAGUACUACAUUUGGUGGAUGAAUGCUUUGCUGAGUUGCAUACAGCUGUAAUGGGUCUUCCUGUUUCAAGUUCAAGGAUCCUAGAAGGGCUUGUUCUUCAAAGAGAUUUUGCUGUGUAUUGUCCCUCGGAGGGUGAGAAAAGAGUUCUGAUCGUAACAGAACCUAUCCACACAGCUCUUUCUGACUUAGGUGUAGAAGUGGUCAUAACCACCGAACCUCAGUAUCAAGCGUCUGAACUCUGGAUUACAAAAAGAACAGAAGCCAUAAUAAGACACAUGCAGCACAAUAAUAUCAAGGUAUUAUUGUCCAGUGUAAAACAACAUGAAGUGGUUCAUUACUGUGCAGAGAACUGUGGCAUAUCUGUUGUAGAAUGCUUGUCACUGGAGGAAAUCUCUCUUAUUUGCAGGAUUACAAGAAUUUCACCUGUUAGGCCUUCACAGGACAAUAUUCACUCUGUGGUCACUGAAACUGGUGUUGCAAAAUUUUGCCAACCUCUGCAGCUUGGUGCAAAGAGAUACGUCCACAUUGGUUUGACAGGGGCUCAUGCUUUUCAGCCUCACUGUGUGAUUCUCUGUGGGCCUGUCCGUGGGAUUACUGAGCAGCACGCUUGUGCUUUUCAUGCUGCAUUCAAAAUGCUACGGCAAUUGUUUAUGGUAAUUAACCUAACUGAGUGUUAUGAACCAAAAUCGGAAAGGUGGAACCUUUUAAACAGUCAGCAGGGGUUGGCUGAACAACAGCAAUUUAAGGAGAAACCCAUUGACUACGAUAAUAUUCAGGCUCUUGACAAGCAACUGAUACCUUGUGGGGUUGAAACAGAAAAGUUAGUUUCUGCUGCAGUAGGGGCCAAAGACUUAGCAGGUGUAUGUACGCAUCUGUGUAAGUCCUCAUGCAUUGCCACUCCCAGUGUAGAUUUAGAACAUAGUACUGUGUGCUCAGUACUGAAUGAAAGUGGAAAUAGUAUUGUUGACUUUAAAAAGCUACCUCUGGAAUAUAAGCAUCCAGACAAAAUUGGAGUUGCUGAGAGUGAAUUGUCUGAAAACAUUCAGCCUGUUCCCUCUACAGUUGAGGAAAGCACCAGUAGCAGAUAUGCAUUAGUGCAGCUACAAGCCAGUAAGGAUGGCUAUACAGGGCCUGGUUAUGGAACUUCAGUUAAAGGUGGGGGGAGUAAUAAAAGCUGUAUCCAAGGUAAUGCCAGCUCUUCUAUAAAGGCAGGAGCAGUUGUGCCAGCUGGUGGAAUCUUUGAGAUCUUGUUGCAUUACUAUCUGUCUUGCUAUGCAAGGCAGUGCCAAUCAACCAGUACAUCUGUCCUUUGCUUCCUAAUUGCUGAUGUGCUGCUAAGCAUUCCAAAAACCAUCUGCAAAACACAGCAAAAGAACAGUUUUGCUCGGCUCUAUCUUGAAGUUACCGGUGCCCUAAGAAGUCAGCAGCAGCUAGUGUUGACCAAUCACAAAAGCCUCGAAUCGGUGUCUUGCAAAUAUCACUUGGUGGCUUCUGUUUUCCAGUGUGCAGCGAGGCUUCUUAAUAUUGACCUAAUAAUUGGCAUUAAAAAGGUGCCUCAGAAGGCUGUGGAAAGUGACUCAGAAGAUGAUCAGUGA
This is a messenger RNA of Heteronotia binoei (common prickly gecko), 2231 nucleotides long. RefSeq names its product Bardet-Biedl syndrome 10 (gene BBS10). Bases 24 to 2231 code for a protein of 735 amino acids. Lineage: Eukaryota; Metazoa; Chordata; Lepidosauria; Squamata; Gekkonidae. The record is from RefSeq and is a predicted model, not a curated record. The transcript has 2 exons. Gene Ontology annotation, molecular function: ATP-dependent protein folding chaperone; ATP binding. Gene Ontology annotation, biological process: chaperone-mediated protein complex assembly.